Molecule: messenger RNA, 1208 nt
Organism: Blepharisma stoltei
Lineage: Eukaryota; Ciliophora; Heterotrichea; Heterotrichida; Blepharismidae
Source: the annotation of a GenBank genome assembly
AUGCAGACUCCAGCUUUCAGCUUGCCCAUUCAUUGCAUUAUAAUAAUCGCAAGCUUCCUUUGUUAUUGUAUGGCAAAAGCAAAGCGUCCCAAUAUCUGAUGAGUGCGCAUUCUUUCCUGAGCACCUAGAGUCGCUGUUUUGGAUUUUUGGGAAAAUAACUCCAUCAUAUUGAACGUUGGGAUAAAUCUUUGGGCAGUAUCCGUUAGAAGUUCCAUCUCCAGCGCACCUACAUGAUUCUGAGUCUACCUCUUCCGAAGUUGUAUCUGAUUUAUACACACAAGUGCUUCCAAUUGUGCAGCCCCAAAAUUAAGAUUAUUUUUAUAUGGCCAUGAGUAAAGUCAACAACUGAUCACUCGCACCUCAGCUCAAAAGCUGACUUCAGGUCAGGCUCUGAAGAGACCAUACUCCUGGCCUGCCGCCAUUUUGAUUUCUGGUCUGAGCCACCUGUCCAGAGGAUCAGCUCCUCUGGACAGAACCGCUUCUUGGGGAGCGCCCCGAUGGCCCUGAUGUGGAAACCCAUGUGGUAGGCAAAACCUGUCUAGCCAUCUGGCUAGGACAGUAAAACCUUCAGAGAGAAAUGCAACUUCCUUUUCAGCACGGCUUCCUCACCCCCAAAGGCCUACUCAAGAUAGGGGAUGAGGCCCUAUGUUUCAGCUUCAUCAGGGAUGGGUCCUACCAGCUCCAUAGGAGGUGCGUCUCGUAGUCCAAUUUCCGUCAACAUCACUAUUUUAUUACUCGCAGCCUCAAGGCAUCUCUACUUUAGUCCCACUGACAUAGACACUGACUGAAUCACAUACGCCACUUGAUGUUGCAUAAAAUGUCUUGCAGUAUUUUGGGUCUGAAACUGUAGUACCAACGUCAAAUGACCAAUAAGGAGUGCAGAUACCGUUAUUGCAGCCAGCUCCUGGCAAGCAUUGGUUGUCAAUUUUGCAGGUUUCAUUCAUUUGGGAUACUUUGGUGCAUUUAUAGCUGGACUCAGGGCAAAAGUGCAUAUAGUCGCAGUCUUCAUCAACUCUGCAGGCAUCGUCCUCAGCUAUUGCUUCACAAUGCCCACUGUCACAGUUUUGGCUAUAGCAAUCUUUGUCUUCACAGCAAGGGAGAUAAGUAGACAACGUUCCAUCACCUGGGCAAUCAAUGUCACUUUCACUAGUAGAGUCUGAGACACAAGUAGCGUUAUUCCAGCUUGAACUGUCUUUAAAUUGGUCUAG